Molecule: messenger RNA, 1416 nt
Organism: Pyricularia pennisetigena
Lineage: Eukaryota; Fungi; Ascomycota; Sordariomycetes; Magnaporthales; Pyriculariaceae
Exons: 1
Coding region: 1-1416 (471 amino acids)
Molecular function (GO): protein binding
Source: RefSeq, a predicted model, not a curated record
AUGCCUAAACUUUCUGACAUGCCGACUGAGAUCCUUUGCCAGAUCUCGCGGCAGCUCAGCACCACAGAUCUCGGCAACCUGCGACUCACAAACAAGAGAUAUGAAGCGGCCAUAUUCAAGCCGUUUAUGCGCGAGUUCUUCUCGAAAAAGCAAUUCAUGUUGACCGAGCCCAGUCUGCAGGCUCUGAUUGACAUUUCCCUUCACCCGCAGUUCGGAAAGGAGAUCAAACACCUCAUCCUUGGCCUCGAUCACUAUCAGACUGGCCUGGCAGAUUUUGCGCCAUCCGAAAAUCAGAAGGUGGAGUAUCUAAUGGGUUUGUGUGCCCAAAGGGCCUUUGUCAACAGCGGCACAGCCCGCGACAUGUUGGCCAUGGCAGUCCAAAAUCUGUCAUCCCUUGAAGUUAUCGACAUUCGCGACUUCAGGAGCCAGACCCGCAAUCGAGAUCGGGGUGCCUUUGCAAGCUACGGCGCACUCACAGUUGAGCAAUCGACCGGCCUCUCGCUGCUCAUGACUCCAGGAUCUGCUGCCGACUAUUUUGCAAUGACCCUGCCAAGCACCGCCUUCAGUACCGCCUUCAGCACCGUCGUUCAAGUCAUUGGUCCGUCCCGCGGAAUCGCUAUUGAGACCGUCGUUCGCAACAGCCAAUGGGGGCUCACGGAUACCGCGUUUUUCCUCCCUGAAUUCAACCGCGCCCGGACCGUUGCGGCUUUGCAAUGCAUGAAGAAGCUUCACCUGUGCCUCGACGUGAAUAGAAUCAAUUUUACCUCCCAAACUGCCCAAGACCCGACGGACAAGGAAGCAAGACGCUGGAUGGCCAAAAGCCAUCUUCAAACCUUCCUUUCAUACACUACGAACCUCGAGUGGCUGCGUCUGAACUUUUCCAAGCCUCCAGACUUUAAUCUGCACAGAUCAUUACUCUGCUGGGUGGGCCUCCCUACACAAUAUGGCUCCCCAAUCUUCGCCGCGCCCCUGAAGCGCCUCGACCUCGGCCAGGUGCGCCUGCGAUCUGAAGAAUACCUCGCCGUGUUCCGCAAAUUCAAGGACACGCUAGAAGGCUUCAGCAUUUGGAGCUCGUGCAUCGAGAUGACCACGCAGGACGUCAGGGACAAGGUGAACAAGUGGGGGCAGCUUUUUAAGAGGCUAGCUGAACUACCACGCCUCAAGGAAGUUGUGAUUGGCCAGCUCCGGAUCGAGCCGAUGGGUUUUGUCGACAUUGUUGCGAACGAUGGGGAGAAGGGAGGACCCAGAGUCGAAUACCGGGGGGACGACGCCGGUGGGUUCCUGAGGCGCCUGGCUGAGCGGACUGUGCCGCAGUGGCCGGCUUCGGACACGGAGUCGGAGUUGGACGACUCGGACGCGUUUGUUUCAGGCGAAGAUGAAGACAGCGACGGCGAGAACAGCAGUGAAGAGGAAUGA